Molecule: messenger RNA, 8456 nt
Organism: Falco peregrinus (peregrine falcon)
Lineage: Eukaryota; Metazoa; Chordata; Aves; Falconiformes; Falconidae
Gene: NEDD4
Product: NEDD4 E3 ubiquitin protein ligase
Exons: 25
Coding region: 2810-6742 (1310 amino acids)
Biological process (GO): receptor catabolic process; neuromuscular junction development; receptor internalization
Molecular function (GO): sodium channel inhibitor activity; protein binding; ubiquitin protein ligase activity
Source: RefSeq, a predicted model, not a curated record
CUUGUAUCACCAACAAUAGGAGUUCUAAAAUCUUUCUGUAGUACCUUCAAAACUUUUCAAGAAUGCCUGUCUUGGAUUUGGUAAGGGAACACUAAAUGUAGUUUUGUUUUGCUAACUUGUUGCAAACGAUUAGUAGAAUAAAGGGCUUGAGCAGUUCGUGGAGUCCGUGGUUAGGGUUGUAGUUAAAAACACAUUAGAAAAAUCUGUCAACAAGGACAGUGAGUCCACUUACGAGAUGGACCAGUGAAGGGGCUAGAUGACUCUUUGUUAUGUCUCCCUGUGUUACAAUAACUUGAUGCAAUUGUGUAUGUACAUCAAAUGAAGUGCCAAAAAUCCAUUAUUGAUAACUGAAGUCGUCAAUUAUGUUAAGAUUUGAAUGGAGCUGUUGGUACUUUUCAAAAAUCAUGAUUUUAAUUUUUUUGUCAGGUCUUAAUUCAGCAAGAUAAAAUUUUGCAUUUUAAAAGCCAUUUUAUGUUGGUAAGGAAGCUGUAGUUGGCUGACUAUACCUAUACUGUUACAGCUAAGGAAAAAGUGACGUGUUGAGAAAUUUCAUUUAUAUCUUAAGCCUGAGUUACCAAAUUAUGUCAGUUUAUCAUGUUCUUAAAGGGUUCUGUAGUAAAAUUGGAAAAACAUUUUGGAUCAUCCCUUUGGGUAGAAACUGUUACUGUUUUUUACUGAAAGCAGUAUUUAAUACACUGGUUACAAUUUGUUGUGUAUCACACUAAGUUGUUACAAACCAUGCUACUAAUUUGUUGUUGGGGAGAAAAGGACCUUUAAGAAAUGCAUUAUUUCACUCUUCGCUCUCAUAUCUUAGGGUGGGUUUUUUCUUGGUUUGGUUUUGGUGGGUUUUUUUUUGGUUUUUUGUUUUUUUUUUUAAUAUGUUGGAGUUGAAAUGUAUCUUUUUGAAACUGUGACCAAAAGAAUCUUUUAUGGUAUUUUUUCUUUCGUCUUCUCCCUCUAUCCAGGCCCCAUCCAAUAUAAGAUUAGAGGAAGUCCAGUUGGUAAAGCAUAAUGAAAUAAAUGAACUAUUGUAUUUGUUGGCUUUCUAUGAAUAAGCUAGUAUUCAUUUAUUGCUGCGUUCUAAUAAUGGAAUUCAGGUAACGGAGGUUAAGUAAGCCCUGGAGUAUAAUUAGAAAACAAAUUUGUUGCUUGCAAACAGGGCACUGUGAAUUUGAUUCUUGGCCCUUUUUUGGGAAGGAGGUAUAAAUGUUAAUUUUACUGCCUUCUAGCUUAAAAUACAGUAAAGGUUAAAUAAAUAUGGAGCAAAAAACCACCCCAGUACUAUGACCUAUAAAGGUAUAAAUGGCCUAGUGUUCUUUGCUGUUUGCACUUCUUCAGCAGCACUAAGUAACUUCAUGUUAGUAUGGUAACGUUUAGUACUGCAUUAUACAUGGCUUCUGUAUUCAAAAUACAUUCAUAGGCAAAUGCUUUGUUUGUUUUUUUUUAAAUAAAACAAAACAACAAACCACAACAACAAAAAAAAGAACACUUAACAGUUAAGCAAGAUUCGAGAUUGUCUUUUUUCAAAAGUCCCACUAGGUGCCAGCAAAGGACCUUUUUCAGAGGAUAUGAGCCAGUGAAACCUUCUGUAGUAAUUCUCAAUCCCAUUACUCUUUUAAGAGUUAAUGGUAUAUUAACUUCUUGACAUGCUGAUAAUUUUAUUUAAAAAAUAGUCUUUAGCUGUGAAUGUAUGAGACAGUUUGUAUGUAAUUUUACAGCAUACUUCUGUCAUUGUGCUUGGUAAUCGUAUUUAACUCUGCAUGCUUAGCUUAGUGUUCUAAAGUUUGUGUAGCUGGUCAUAUAAUAUAUUUGCAUGCAGAAUUGAACUCUAAUGAAUGUCUGGUUAUUGCGGGCUUCCAGCAAAUAAGGUGAGAUAGUUCAGCUUGUAAGUAUAGUUUGCUUCUUUCUACCUUUAACAGAAGUAAUUUGGCAAUGUUAAAAUAUAAAAUAGAAGGUUAAUGUGGUAGGCUGAAAAUAAAUGCCAAAUUAUUAAUCAGAAUAACUUUUUUGUUCCAAUUCAGUUGCACCUUGCUGAAAAUUAUGACUCGGUGGGAGAGGUUUCUACUAUGUGCAAAUCUUUAAGAAAGUGUGAUGGCUUAACAGCAUGUUGAUUGCAAGAUAAUGGCAGAUUUCUUUCAAGUUUUAUUUAAAUAGUGCAGAAAGACUUCUUUUUUUUUUUUUUUUUUGAAGGGGAGGAGGCUUAUUUCACUCGUUUAUGCAUAAUUCAGACCUCAGCAGUUUGCUAGCAUGGUUACUAUUUGGAAAUUCAAUCCUAGGCUUGAUACUCAAUUAUAUGGGACUUCAUUCCUACCAACUUCCUGUAAUUCUAAACCUAUGGGUAAAAAUAUUAGUAGUCAUACGCUGCUGAGGAAAGUACGGACACAUUGACUCAGCUAGUGCAGCUGCAGCAGGAGUUGCUGUUUUAAACUUGGAAGUACUGGAAGUUUAUUAUUGUGUUCAUUUAUGCAAAUUACAGAAGGUGUGCUUGAAACAAGGUCAGUAGUGUUUGUCAGUGUGUUGCAGCUGAGGUCGUUGGAAUCUAAGUGCUUUGUAAAUGAAUGCUUUCUGACUGCAAGCAAUCAAAGACGUCCAGAAACUGCAGUUCAACGAAUGGCUGACUUAUUUCAAGAGGUACAGUUUGGUUUUAUUUAACACUAGUAUCUUGUAGAAAUUAGGACAAAGACUGCAACUUUUAUGGGCUUUUACUGUUGUGAUGUACUAGCUUUAGGUUCUGUGCAGCUGCCUGUAGCCUUUCUGCUGAAGGAUCUUUGUGGUUUUCGUUUGCUAACAUGCGUGGAAAUGAGAACAAAUGGCACGACGGUUAAGAUUGCAUUUUGCUACCCAAAGAAGCAACACAGAUCCAUUAUCCGAAGCCUCUGAAGAUGUUUUGGAGAGUAACAAUUGUAUGUACUUCAAAAAAUCGCAGAAUUCUCCACCUAAUGUUACACAAAUGAAGCUAACUCCUAGACAAGUUGCUUAUGCACCUGUAAUGCAGCAAGUAAUUAAUCAAGAAGAAAAUGCAGCUAUUUCUUCAUUUCAAAUAAAAAAGAGCACCUCACUGCACAUUUCCCUGCAGUCUAGAAAGCAUAGUGGAUGUUUUCAGUCUGGUGAUGCUGUAGCUGCUGGUGAAGACACUUCAUUCAUUGGUAUUGAUAACGAAGGAAACUGUGGUGCUAGAAUUGUGGUUGAUCAUCGAUCUAAUGAUAGCCUUCUGAGCAAUACUGCUUCGUGCAAUGGCAGUCUCGUCAGUAUUGCAGCCAGUGACAGUGGAUCGUUCAGCAGUGCUGGCAGUGACUAUGGAUCAUGUGCAAGUACCACAAGUGAUGGAGGUUCUUAUAGUAACAGUGUCAUCAGUGACAGUGGUAGUGGCACUCUUUCGACCAGUGAUGGUACUUUCUGUAAUAGUGUUGUGUAUGGCGAUUCUUUGUAUAGAAGCACUGCAGACAAAUGUAAUCCCUAUAGGAACAACUCAUCUCAGGAAGCUCUGUGUAGAAGUAAUACUACUUUUGACCAGGACGAUUUGUCGGUGAGGAAGAAAACAAAAAUUCCACUGCGACGUUGUUCAUCACUGGUUAUUUUCCCUAGGAGUCCUUCCAGUACUCCUCCAGCUUCUCCAGUAAGCUCAGGUCAGCUACCACAUAGAGGUGCCUACCAAACAUCCCAUAAACUAAUUAUUUCUCCUAGUGAGCUGGCACAAAAAGAAGAUCACACUAUUUCCAAGGGAUGCCUUUCAACAGCAGUCAAUGGACUUCGAUUAUCUAAAACAGUUUGCUCUUCUGGCGAAGUCAGAGACAUUCGACCGCUUCACUCGAAUACAUCGUUACAAGACAAAAGUCAAAUGUCAAAUAGUUCGGAGCAGGCAACCUGUGAAGAAGCAGCUGAUGGCUUCUCAUGUAUUUCAGUUCAUCUCACUCAAAAAGCAUUUGCAUCAAGCAGUGAAAUGGUUAAUGGCAGUUGCAGUCCGGAGUUAAAUCUGAACUCCAGUGCAAAAUACCCUUAUUUAAAACUGGCACGUAGCACAUCUGCGUGUUUACCCUCAAAAAUAGAUUCAGAAUAUCAGGUUAAUAUAAAUGAACUAGCAAGACCGAAUGCACAGCUGAGCAAAACCCACAAUGUUUUGCAAAGAAGCGUUUCGUUGGAAGGAUCACAUCAAAAAGUUUCUUGCUGUUUAUCCAGCCUUAAAUACAAGUGUCAUAGUGCAAGGACGUCUCAGUUGCACAUACAGUUCAAACCUGGGAAUGAAGGAAAAACAACUGGUGUUAAGAAAAGAUACGGAACCUCUAAGAGGGAAAUGUCUAGCACUUCUUUGUGGAGGCCCCAUAAGACUCGAGAUGAUUUUCUUGGGCAAGUGGAUAUUCCUCUUUAUCAGUUACCGACAGAAAAUCCAAGUAUGGAGAGACCGUAUACGUUUAAGGAUUUUGUUCUUCAUCCGAGAAGCCAUAAAUCAAGAGUUAAAGGCCACCUUAGAUUAAAAAUGACUUAUUUACCGAAAAGCAGUGGGUCUGAAGAAGAAACCACAGAACAGGCUGAAGAUUUAGAGCCUGGGUGGAUUAUAUUGGACCAACCAGAUGCUGCUAGCCAGCCACAACAGCAGCAGCAGGAACCUCCUCCGCUGCCUUCAGGCUGGGAAGAAAGGCAAGACAUCCUUGGCAGGACCUACUAUGUCAAUCAUGAAUUCAGAAGAACACAGUGGAAAAGACCAACUGCCCAGGACAGUGUAGCUGUUGCAGAUAUUGGUAGCGUGCAGUUGGAGGCCCAGCAUGUGUUCACUCACCGGCGACAGAUAUCGGAGGACACGGAAAAUCUAGACAACAGAGAUUCCCCCGAGAGCUGGGAAAUUAUAACUGAAGAUGAGGCAACAAUGUAUAGCAAUCAGAAUGUUCAAAUACCUCUCUCACAGAGUAAUUGUGAUAUACAGUCUCAUCUUGCAGAAGAAUUGAAUACCAGACUUACUACCUCUGGAAGUUCAGCUACUGGCCAGUCAGCAGCCUACACUAACCAUUCCAGCAGAAGAGGCAGUCUGCAAACAUACAGAGCUGAAGAGCAGCCUGCACAUCCAGUGUUACUACCUACUUCAUCCGGAUUACCCCCAGGCUGGGAAGAGCGACAAGAUGAAAAAGGGAGGUCUUACUAUAUAGAUCACAAUUCUAGAACCACUACCUGGAUUAAGCCAGUUGUACAGACUGCUGUGGAAACAGGUCAGUUGUCAGCUGUGCAAAGUAUUCCUGUAGGAAGACAACCACAAGCAACAUCAAGUGAUUCAUCACAACAGUCUUCUCAGCAGCAGCCUGAAACGGAGCAAGGAUUUCUCCCUAAAGGCUGGGAAGUCCGACAUGCACCCAAUGGGAGACCAUUCUUUAUAGACCACAAUACCAAAACGACAACAUGGGAAGAUCCAAGACUGAAAAUUGCUGCUCAUCCAAGGAGAAAGGCGUCCCUAGAUCCAGUAGACCUGGGUCCAUUACCACCAGGGUGGGAAGAGAGAACUCACACAGAUGGAAGAAUAUUCUUCAUAAAUCACAAUACAAAGAGAACACAAUGGGAGGAUCCUCGACUGCAGAAUGUGGCAAUAACUGGACCAGCUGUGCCUUACUCCAGGGACUAUAAGCGGAAGUACGAGUUCUUCAGAAAGAAAUUGAAGAAACAGAGUGAUAUUCCGAAUCGAUUUGAAAUGAAAAUUCAUCGCACAACAAUCCUCGAAGAUUCUUACAGAAGAAUUAUAGCUGUAAAGAGAGCAGAUUUCCUUAAAGCAAGACUUUGGAUUGAAUUUGAUGGUGAAAAAGGUUUAGACUAUGGAGGAGUGGCCAGGGAAUGGUUCUUCCUUCUCUCUAAAGAAAUGUUUAAUCCUUAUUAUGGAUUGUUUGAAUAUUCAGCUACAGAUAACUAUACUCUCCAGAUCAAUCCAAACUCUGGACUUUGCAAUGAAGAUCAUCUCUCUUAUUUCAAGUUUAUAGGUCGUGUAGCUGGAAUGGCUGUUUACCAUGGCAAACUUUUGGAUGCCUUUUUUAUUCGUCCUUUUUACAAGAUGAUGCUCCAGAAACCAAUAACGCUUCAUGAUAUGGAGUCUGUGGAUAGUGAAUAUUACAAUUCUCUGAGAUGGAUUCUUGAAAAUGAUCCAGCGGAACUGGACCUUAGAUUUAUCGUUGAUGAAGAACUUUUUGGUCAGACCCAUCAACAUGAACUGAAAAGUGGUGGAUCAGAAAUAGUCGUCACCAACAAGAACAAGAGAGACUACAUUCAUCUUGUAAUCCAGUGGAGAUUUGUGAGCAGAGUACAGAAACAAAUGGCAGCCUUUAAAGAGGGCUUUUUUGAACUAAUACCACAGGAUCUGAUUAAAAUAUUUGAUGAAAAUGAGCUAGAGUUAUUAAUGUGUGGACUCGGAGAUGUGGAUGUGGCUGAUUGGAAACUACAUACAAAAUACAAAAAUGGCUACAACAUAAACCAUCAAGUAAUACAGUGGUUCUGGAAGGCAGUCUUAAUGAUGGACUCUGAAAAGAGAAUAAGAUUGCUUCAGUUUGUUACUGGCACAUCACGUGUACCUAUGAAUGGGUUUGCUGAGCUGUAUGGUUCAAAUGGACCGCAGCUGUUUACAGUUGAACAGUGGGGUACCCCUGAAAAACUGCCAAGAGCUCAUACCUGCUUUAAUCGCUUGGAUUUGCCUCCAUAUGACUCAUUUGAAGAUUUAUGGGAUAAACUUCUUCUAGCGAUUGAAAAUACUCAGGGUUUUGAUGGGGUUGAUUAAGACACAGACAUAAAUUAUGUCAGUCCAGUGCUGCAUUUUCAUGUUAAGGGUUUACAAAAAUCUGAAUUUUCCAGGGACUACCAUUGUGUUUAUUUGCAUGGCUAUUGAAUCUUCACAGUAUCUCUUGUAAAAUAAGUAAGUAUUAAAAAUUCACUAACUUUUGAAAAUAUAUUUUGCCAUUUCCAUGGUCUGUGUACUUUGCUAGUAACUACAGUAUACACAUUGAAUGGGCCAGUGCCAAGUAAAUCAAAAACAUUUUUAAGCAGUUGCCUCUUCUACAGUAUUUGACAGACUGUCCUACAGUAAACUACUGAAGUAAAACUGUGAAGAAAUCUUUGCAGAGGGUAUAAAUUUGAAUUGCUGCUUUUAAGAGGAACAACUGAAAUUGUUAGAUGUUCUUUAAAAGAAAAACAGAAACAAAACCACCAAGUUUCAUGUAAUGCAAUAUCAUAAUGUGUGCUGCUUCAGGCUGUUUGCUACAGAUCUGCCCAAAGCACCUUAUAAUUCAGCAUAUUAGGUAAAAGAUUGGAAAGCAUUUGUUUGCAUUAUCAGCCAUCAGUUUGCAGAAAAUUGACUUGCUGACACACUUCAUUUUGUUAGAUUUCUGUUUCUAACUUGCUUUUGUUGAAAAAGUGUAACAAAACCAGGAUUUUAUAUAAAACGGACAAGCAGCAUAAUUCUGAAUUGUAAUGAGAAAUUAUAUCCAUUUUUGUCUGAAUUUGUAUACUGUCAGUUUAUUGAGUGUUCAUCACUGUUUUUGAUAAAUUUCUAGUUCAGCAAUGGAUAAUAUUUUCAAUUCAACCUUUUGCAACAAAUUAAUCUUGAAAUGAAAUUUGUAUGGAUAUCACUCAGUAUUAGUUCUUGGUAGUUAGAGGCCUUUAUUAUCCAUUCUUGCAGUAUUGCACUACAUAACAAUAAAGAACAUGUUUACAGGGUUUUCUGGGCCAAAUUCAGCACUCUGAUAUGUGCAAACUUCUCCGUGCCGCCUGGAGGUUAUGCACAUAUAACCAGGUGCCGAAUUUGGUUCUGUAAUAUGUUUACAGGUUAUGCUAGUUUCUAUAGCUGCAUUUUUAUAUUUUUUUUUCUCCACUGUUAGUCUAUAAACCAAAUUUGUUAAUACAGUAUAACCAAAGUCAUAACCAACAAUGUGCAAUUUAUUGUAGAUCAACUUGUCAUAUAAAUACUAGUUUGAUUUCUUUUGUAAAUGUGGAUAUCUUUUGUAUUAAUGUUAACACUUUUUUUGAGCAAGUGCUGGUUAAAAUGAUUAACAAAGUUGGUUCUAAAAGGAAAAAUUGGUUUUUAUACCAGGCUUGCUCUAAUUUUAACAUUUUAUUACCAAUAUGAUCUGAGGAAAUAACAGUACCUAGCUUUGGCCAGCAAAUUUCUGUUUAGUCACAGUCUUUAUAAAUAUGCAAGAAGGAAGUGUAGCACAUCUCUCUAUAAAGGUAUGUAAAUUAUGUAACAAAUUUAAUGGGUCUUAAGGGAUAUUUAAAAUCCCACUUUGUUUUAUUCUUUGACUAGGUCGUUGGGGCUGAGAAUAUUACAUGUAAAUAAAGGUAACUUAUACAAAUUUUGGAAAUCUAUAUGCAGUUUUGUAAAACAUGAAUGAUAUAUCAGUAAAUCUGUAUAGAUUUGAAUGUAGCAGGUUUUGUUGCAUACUUUAAAGUAUAAAAUAAGGAUCCUGAGAGCAGUAAAUAAAAGUUUAUUCUAAUAA